Molecule: messenger RNA, 2970 nt
Organism: Gadus morhua (Atlantic cod)
Lineage: Eukaryota; Metazoa; Chordata; Actinopteri; Gadiformes; Gadidae
Product: kinesin-associated protein 3
Exons: 19
Coding region: 161-2413 (750 amino acids)
Biological process (GO): cilium organization; microtubule-based movement
Cellular component (GO): kinesin II complex; axoneme; ciliary transition zone
Molecular function (GO): kinesin binding
Source: RefSeq, a predicted model, not a curated record
GUAGGAUAGCUGUUGUUCCCUUGCGCAAGCGCAGUGCGCUCUGUGAUAAACGCCUUUCCUCAGUCCUCCUCCGUGAUUUUGUGAUUUAAACUCUUUAUUCGGACUAAUGAUUUAAACUCUUUAUUCGGACUAACCUCGACCAGGGGCGAUAGCAGGCAGGAUGCAGGAGGACGCGCGCUAUCUCAAGCGGAAGGUGCGUGCUGGCAGUCUAGACGUCCACCCCACAGAGAAGGCCCUGGUGGUGCAGUAUGAGGUGGAGGCCUCCAUCCUGGGGGAGGGAGGAGACCCCAUGCUGGGGGAGCGCAAGGAGGGCCAGAAGAUUAUCCGGGUGAAGAGCCUCUCCCCCAGUACUGACGUGGGGGCGUUGGCCAGGAAGGUGGUGGAGGAGUGCCGCCUCAUCCCGCUGUCACGCCUCCCCCAGGUGGAGCACCUCCUGCACUACCUGCAGAGCAGGAGGCCCGCCGAGGGCAAAGUGGACCAGAGCAGUCAGCUGCUCAGACCCAGGGAGCUGACUCCGUUCGAGGGCCUGGAGGUGGGGGAGGAGGCCUCCAUCUCCCAGGUGGAGCGCUACGUUGAGCUGCUCUACGAAGGACUUCCUGAGAAGAUCAGAGGCUCCGCCCUGCUGCUGCAGCUGGCCCGCAACCCUGACAACCUGGAGGAGCUGCUGCACAACGAGACGGCUCUAGGGGCACUGGCCCGGGUUCUCAGGGAGGACUGGAAGCAGAGUGUGGAGCUGUCCACCAUCAUCAUCUACAUCUUCUUCUGCUUCUCCAGUUUCUCCCAGUUCCAGGCAGUGGUGUCCCACUAUAAGGUGGGGGCUCUCUGCAUGGCGGUGGUGGAACAUGAGCUGAGGAGACACGACCUCUGGAAGGAGGAGCUCAGCAAGAAGAACAAGGCCUGCGAGGCGGUCCCGGAGCAGGGCUCCCUGCGGCGGGACCAGGAGAAGGCGGUCAGGAAGUACCGCAGCCUGCUGGCCAAGCAGGAGCAGCUGCUCAGAGUGUCUCUCUACCUGCUCCUGAACCUGGCUGAGGACACUCGUACCGAGCUGAAGAUGAGGAAUAAGAACAUGGUGGGUCUCUUGGUCCGGGUCCUGGACCGCGAGGACCCCGAGCUGCUGGUCCUGGUGCUCUCCUUCCUCAAGAAGCUCUCCAUCUUCCUGGAGAACAAGAACGACAUGGCCGAGGUGGAUACAGUGCAGCGAUUGGCUCGCUUCGUGCCGUGUGACCACAAGGACCUGCUGAACCUGACGCUCCGCCUCCUCCUCAACCUCUCUUUCGACUCAGGCCUCCGGACCAAGAUGGUGGAGGCCGGCCUGCUGCCAAAACUCACCGCCCUGCUAGGGGACGCCACCCACCGGCAGGUGGCCAUGUGGAUCCUGUACCACAUCAGUGUGGACGACCGGUCGAGGUCCCUGUUCGCCUACACAGACUGCAUCCCCCAGCUGCUCCAAAUGCUGUAUGACCACGGGGAGGAGAAGAUGGACAUUGAGCUCAUCUCCUUCUGCAUCAACCUGGCAGCCAGCAAGAAGAACGCCCAGAUUAUGUGUGAAGGCAACGGGCUGAAGAUGGUGAUGAAGAGGGCUCUGAAGAUGAAGGACUGCCUCCUGAUGAAGAUGAUCAGAAACAUCUCCCAGCACGACGGACCCACCAAGGCCCUGUUCAUAGACUACGUGGGCGACCUGGCAGCCCAGAUGGCGGCGGAGGAGGAGGAGGAGUUUGUUGUGGAAUGCGUCGGAACGCUGGGGAACCUGACUGUCCCGGAGCUGGACUGGGAGCUGGUCCUCAGAGAGUACAACCUGGUGCCCUACCUCAAGGACCACCUAAAACCAGGCUCUGCGGAGGACGACCUGAUCCUGGAGGUGGUGAUCCUGGUCGGGACCGUCUCCAUGGACGACGCCUGCGCCGCCAUGUUGGCUAAAUCCGGCAUCAUCCCCGCCCUCAUAGAGCUGCUAAACGCCCAGCAGGAGGAUGAUGAGUUUGUGUGUCAGAUCAUCUACGUCUUCUACCAGAUGGUUUUCCACCAGGCGACGCGCGACGUCAUCAUUAAGGACACCCAGGCGCCGGCCUAUCUGAUUGACCUGAUGCACGACAAGAACACGGAGAUCAGGAAGGUGUGCGACAACACCCUGGACAUCAUCGCUGAGUAUGAUGAGGAGUGGGGCCGCAAAAUCCAGUCGGAGAAGUUCCGUUUCCAUAACAACCAGUGGCUGGACAUGGUGGAGAGUCGCCAGGCAGAGGAGGGCGAGGCCUAUCUCUAUGACAACGACAACGACCGCACAGACCUCUUCUACAGCGCUGAUGGUAUCACUCCUGGUUUGACUCCUGGUUCUGUGUCUAGAUGGUAUCACUCCUGGUUUGACUCCUGGUUCUGUCUAGAUGGUAUCACUCCUGGUUUGACUCCUGGUUCUGUCUAGAUGGUAUCACUCCUGGUUUGACUCCUGGUUCUGUGUCUAGAUGGUAUCACUCUUGGUUUGACUCUAGAUGGUAUCACUCCUGGUUUGACUCCUGGUUCUGUGUCUAGAUGGUAUCACUCCUGGUUUGACUCUAGAUGGUAUCACUCCUGGUUUGACUCCUGGUUCUGUGUCUAGAUGGUAUCACUCCUGGUUUGACUCCUGGUUCUGUGUCUAGAUGGUAUCACUCCUGGUUUGACUCUAGAUGGUAUCACUCCUGGUUCUGUGUCUAGAUGGUAUCACUCCUGGUUUGACUCUAGAUGGUAUCACUCCUGGUUUGACUCCUGGUUCUGUGUCUAGAUGGUAUCACUCCUGGUUUGACUCCUGGUUCUGUGUCUAGAUGGUAUCACUCCUGGUUUGACUCCUGGUUCUGUGUCUAGAUGGUAUCACUCCUGGUUUGACUCCUGGUUCUGUGUCUAGAUGGUAUCACUCCUGGUUUGACUCUAGAUGGUAUCACUCCUGGUUUGACUCCUGGUUCUGUGUCUAGAUGGUAUCACUCCUGGUUUGACUCCUGGUUCUGU